AACAGGACGUUCAUCACCAACCCCAGUGAUAAUUAACUCAUUUUCCUGUAUUUAUAGCAAACCGACGCGGCGAGCGUUGGCGCUUCUCCCUGACGGGGCCACGCUCGGCCACCACACCGGAGGCAACAACCUGAACGCUGGCCGUUUCUUGCAAUCCAGCAGCUCCAUCCUCAUCCCCGUUGCCUGCUCAUUAAAGCCCAAAGCUGGCAGCUCGUUAAGCCCGCGAGGGCAGGGGUGCCCGCCUCUGCUUGCCCUGCUCGGGGUUUGCUGCACGUUGCCGGCUCAGGGGAUGUUUGCGUCGGUGUUGCCUUCUCCAGAUGCCAGCGCCUGCAUGCGCCUGUGCUAAAAAGAGCGUAGCUGCUGGCGAGGGAAGGUUUUGCUGCUUCGGAGGGGCUCGCCGCAGGGCAGUGCCGCACGGAUGCGCUGAUGCUCGGUGCUGGAGCAGCCUGACGUGCAGCCACGGCCACCGGAGAGGCAAGGGGCAUUUCUCUUCGCUCCGGGGCAUGUGUGUGCCAGUUUCCAGCUGCUUUCCUUGAAGGCACACCACAUUCCUCACCCCCUAGCAGGGGGUCACUUGGCCACCAGCGUUUCGGCAGGGCAUGAGCCAGCCCCGUGCGCCUCCCCACCGCCUCGCCACGGACGGGGACGUCAACGGCUCGGCCACUCGCUGUCCCCAGCACUGGGUCGAGCCCCAGUUCACGCAGGCGGCGAGGGUGCGCGUGGCCAUCACGGCCGUCUUCUUCUUGCUGGCGACGUGCAGCAACGCGGCGGUGCUGGGCAGCCUGCUGAGGAAGAGGAGGAAAUCCCACGUGCGGCCGCUCAUCCUCAGCCUGGCGCUGGCCGACCUGCUGGUGACGGUGGCGGUGAUGCCCCUGGACGCCGUGUGGAACGUGACGGUGCAGUGGUACGGCGGCGAGCUCUCCUGCAAGCUCCUCAACUUCCUCAAGCUCUUCGCCAUGUACGCGGCCGCCCUGGUGCUGGUGGUCAUCAGCCUGGACCGGCACGCUGCCAUCCUCCGACCCUUCGCCCGUGCCCGGCACCGCAACGGGCUGCUGCUGCGAGCCGCCUGGGCGGGCAGCGUGCUCCUGGCUGCUCCGCAGCUUUUCCUCUUCCACCUGCACACGGUCCCGGGAGGGAACUUCACCCAGUGCGUUACCCAUGGCAGCUUCCGAGCACACUGGGAGGAAACCCUCUACAACAUGUUCACCUUCUCCACCCUCUACAUCACCCCCCUGAGCAUCAUGAUUGUUUGCUACGCCCGAAUCAUCCGGGAGAUCAGUAAGCAGCUCAAGGUCAACAAAGGUCUGGUAAGAAAUCAAAACGACCCCAUCUCCAAGGCGCGCAUGAAGACCCUCAAGAUGACGGUCGUGAUCGUCGCCACCUUCGUCAUCUGCUGGACCCCGUACUACCUGCUGGGCUUGUGGUACUGGUUCCAGCCAGCCAUGAUCCACAGGACGCCCGAGUACAUCAACCACAGCUUCUUUCUCUUCGGCUUGCUGCACACGUGCACCGACCCGGUCAUUUACGGGCUGUACACCCCCUCGUUUCGGGAGGAUGUGCAGCUGUGCCUCAGGGGCCUCGAAACGGCGAUCACCAGGCACGAGAGACACAAACCUGCCUCAGCCUCGGAGAAAACCAUCAAGGACGGGGCUGGAAAUGGCAGGGGGGCUUCAGGGGGCUCCAACGGGACAACCGUCAACACGGUGUGCUGAGGAGACCCACCGAAAGGGGACGGGAAGCACUGCCUGGGGGGCUGCUUUGUCCCACAGGGGCCCUUUGGAGAUGGCCACAAGGUGGGUGCGGGUCUCUGGCCAGGAGCAGGGCAUGGGGGGGGGCAUGAAGAGCCACAG
Messenger RNA from Oxyura jamaicensis (ruddy duck), 1850 nucleotides. Its product is annotated as gonadotropin-releasing hormone II receptor-like. The record is from RefSeq and is a predicted model, not a curated record. Gene Ontology annotation, cellular component: membrane. Bases 600 to 1712 code for a protein of 370 amino acids. Lineage: Eukaryota; Metazoa; Chordata; Aves; Anseriformes; Anatidae. The transcript is spliced from 4 exons. Gene Ontology annotation, biological process: G protein-coupled receptor signaling pathway. Gene Ontology annotation, molecular function: gonadotropin-releasing hormone receptor activity; peptide binding.